This is a messenger RNA of Malaya genurostris, 905 nucleotides long. Its product is annotated as dnaJ-like protein 60. The record is from RefSeq and is a predicted model, not a curated record. The coding region runs from base 142 to 780 and encodes 212 amino acids. NCBI's taxonomy places the organism in Eukaryota, Metazoa, Arthropoda, Insecta, Diptera, Culicidae. The transcript has 5 exons.
GAAUUUCAUUUUAGUAGUGAAUACAGAUUAAUACAGAUUUUUUAUACAUAGCAAUACAGAUUUUCUAUGAAAAUAUCUGGCAUCUCUGGCUGGACCGUUCAAGGAUCCUGCUUAAGUUAAGUGAACAGAUCCGUGUUGUAAAUGUAUCGAUUAGUGCGUAAAUAUAUUGUAAUCAAUUCGACCAAUAUUCAACAUGUAAAUUUCAGUACAAAUGCGAAGCAUCCAGAUCAUUACAAAGUGUUGAAGUUGAAACCAAGCUGUACUGCAAAAGAAAUAAGAACAGCAUUUAUCAAACUUUCAAAAGAACUACAUCCGGAUGCAAACGUAAGCAAUGCCGACCGAAAAGUAAAAGAAAAAUCCUUUGUCCAACUAUUAGACGCAUAUAAAGUUCUUAGUAAGCCAGAUACAAGAGCUGACUAUGACAAUACAUUAUUCCAAGAAAGUAAACCAUCAAGACAUCAAUCAGAAUAUCGAACUUGGCAACCGAAUCCACCGCAAUAUCAAAAUGCGGAUCCCGAAUCCUAUUACGGAAUUAAAGGCGUAAAACGAAUCAGUAACUGGAAAAUUGUUUUACUGUGUGGUGUAUUUAUGCUUGUAGGAAUAAUACUUCAAGUUAUCGCAAUAAACAAAUCAGUCACAUUCAAUCGCAAUCAAUUGGACGAGCGUUCCCGGAAAAACGCAAUAACGCAUGCACAAAUCCGUGCUGAAGCAGAAACUCAUGGAAAUGAUGCUCAAAUCGAGCGCAUGAAAGCAAGCUUGAACAGAACAAGAGUGUGGUAGAACUUAUAGUCUAUUAGUUUCUUAUAGGUUCAAUUUCAUAUUCGUGUAGUCAAUUUAUUACGUAAUGAAUCUGUAAAAUCACUGUAAAUAAAUUAGUGCUAAAUUAGAAAACAAACUAUCAGUAA